Molecule: messenger RNA, 2300 nt
Organism: Ceraceosorus guamensis
Lineage: Eukaryota; Fungi; Basidiomycota; Exobasidiomycetes; Ceraceosorales; Ceraceosoraceae
Exons: 4
Coding region: 368-2164 (598 amino acids)
Source: RefSeq, a predicted model, not a curated record
CUCAGAUAGACGGACGGUAUUUGCACGCUUGCUUCAAUUUACCAUUCGUGAUUUGACGACUUCUUUGAGACGAUCGGGAAGCCGCGACGGCUCAUGGACGGGGCACUCUCGACUCUCCGUCGCUGUCAACUGCGACACGACUCGCCAGCCGCCUGAUGUGCGCAAGAAAGGCCACAAUCGAUACACAAAUCGUUCGUGCGCUCGACUGAUCUUGUCUCACCCUCAACUGACUCGCGCUGGCAGACCUGCAUGAUACCUCUGGCGCUAGGCUGGUUGGGAAAUUGGCUUCACGAUUGCGACUUGCCGGAAAUCUCUGGCAUCAUUACGACCAUCAACGACCACCAUCAAUCCAUAUAUCGAAAUCAACAUGUCCAAUCCCAGAGGACCAUCGGUGCGUGUGCGCCGGCGGUCGACGGUCAGCUCUCCGUCAAGCCCUUCGCCCGCUCCCAACGCUGCUGUGGAACAGCGACGAGCCCAUGCUGACGACCUGCUGAAUCGCGAAGCUGGGCAUGCACAUGGGCCUCUGCAUCACGCCAUCCACAACAAGCAUCCCGAUCGAGAUCACCGCAGGCAUGGCAUCGUAGAAGGCAUCGCAUCCAGACACCGGGCCAUCGCGGAGCGCCGCGCCGAAGAACGACGUGUACGCCGACUCAAUAGGUUCGCUGCAAUCGGUAAUGAGCUGCAAGAAAUACGCGAAGCUCAAGAAGACGGUAGAGGCAAUGUCGAUGAGGAUUCGCUCAAAGAGAGCGCAUCGCGCAAAAGGAUUGCGUCUCGAUGGCCAUUCGGGCGAAGUGGACACCGCCAAGAGGCAUCGCAAAGGCCCACAGGGCGCACCAAAGAGGCGAAGCGCUCAACAGAGGCCCUUACCGCUUCCUUGCGACGAGGACCCACGCGCAACAGCACGCGAGCUUCUGAGCUUGAGGACGAGCACAGCUGGGAAGCUGUAGAGGUCUUGGACGUCAUCGACCCCCGCGUUGGCACAGUUGCCGUGCUCUCCGACAUCACGCGGAGCAUCUUUGUGCCUGCUGCUCUCGCUGGCUCCGAGCCUAUCGUCGACCUUCCAAGCCCCGAAGAGCGACUCGCUGACGAUGUCGAAGGCCAGCUGGAGGGUGGCGGCGCGGUCACACGUGCGCGGACACGGAAGCACGUCGACAGUGCGGAUGAGUCGGCAGCGCUCCUCGAUUCUCACGUCGAGCAUCUGCUCACAAAGAGACAGCAGCGCAUUGCGCUUCUCAAGAAGGUGCUCUCGGGUGUUUGGACAUUCAUGAAGACCCCACUUGGCAUCAUCGUAUCCAUCUACGGCUUUCUUGUUGUAUUCACUGGAGCUGCUCUGGUCAUCUGCCUGUUUGGGUGGGUGCCUGGAAACAAAGACCUUCAGGUUGAGGCUUUCAGUCAAGCGAUCAACGGGUUGUUCACCAUCACCGGUGUCGGCCUCAUCCCUUGGCGCGUACGCGAUACAUACCGGAUGUCGCGAAUCUGCCACUAUCGCAACCUCACCUGGCGCUUAAGGCGAGAGCGAGGUCUUCCUCCCCUCAAGAACCGCGAAGAUCUGGCAGAAGAAAGGCUGGAACAGAAGUAUGAAAAGGAGCCAAGCUCACCUACUGCUGCGGGAGAGGGACAAGCUGGAAAUGCGCAAGAUCAGCUGUCCACGCUCCCGUCCAUCGAUCACGAUGCUGAGCAUGUGCUCAAGCCGCGACAAGCAGAGAGAAUGAUGGAGCUGCAGAGCAGAUUUGCAGCAUCGGCAACUUGGUACCGGUACACCGAGACCAGUACCCAUACCGCAUUUCCGAUCAGCAUGGCUGUGGCCAUCACAGCCCUCAACGUCGGCAACAGCAUCUUUCAAUGCUGUCUGUGCGCGGCCAUGUGGGGUUAUGCUGGUCCUGAAAAGUACCACGAUCGCCCAGCUUGGAUGACAGCGCUUGGUAUUGUCCUGUCUUUUAGCUGCGGCAUCGCCGCUGCGGUUCUCAUCGCUGUAGGAGGCAAGCAAACGAAGAAGACGAAAGAGGUGGAAGAGCGUUUGAAGGCUGCAUUUGCUAGGGAUGCGGAUGAGACCGUUCCGAGAGGAAAGGAGGACGUCAAUGCAAGCGAGGACAGUCAGGCGGGCGAGGCACAUCGAAGCUCGACUGACGAAGCAACCGAGCUGGCACAGCAGCAAAAGGCAUGAUCCUUGGCCAGACAGCAAUCGCGCCCGCAUGCAUCCACUUGCCAGAGCGUCACUGUACACGAUAGCUGCCUGCACACGAUAUCUACGUUCUACAUGUUGUAAUUCGUACUCGUACCCAAAUAGACGUCAUCCAACG